CAGCUUCACGUCGACGACACUUCAUCUCCCAACUAUCACCAACCAACACGCCGACCGACGCCGUGUCUGCCAACAUUAUUUGCUGUCUUCCUUUGUUCAAAUAUUAUCUGUGCUGUCAUUCCACAGCAAGAUAAUUAACGGCUGAGUCGCUGCCAGUUCUUCAAAGUUCCACCACCAAAACCCACUUCGAUCUUCUAGUCGCGCCUAUUGCUUGGAAAUUUACAAACAUCCAGGCCGCCUCGACAGUCCGAGACGGUUUGGACGAGACCUCUCACGCCGGCAUGAUGAACAGUCGUCAUCUGCCGGCAGGGCAGGGGAUGCAUCAUGACAACAGACGCCGACAAUACAACCAGCACGGCCAGCACAACCAGCAUUAUCAACAACAUCAGCAGCCGCCACAGCAAAUGUAUAAUGCAUACUACAAUCAACCAUACUAUCCACAACAGCCUCCGCCGCCGCAGUACUACAACGCCGGGAUGCCUCCGAACCAGUACAACCCAUAUGUAGUAUAUCGAGGGUCGCCAUCCAUGCCGUACCAACAAUACCAGAUCCCACCUGUCAUGUCGACCCCCCCAUAUCCACACCCACUUCAACCGCCUGCGGUAGUCACAACACCAUACCAACCUCAUGUGCCUACAACACCUUCAUCUACGCGUUCCUCAUAUAUAGCUCCUGCGACAAUCCCAGCUCCAGCCGCGCCUCCGCCAGUGGCUGAAGUUAUCGCCCCUGCCCAACUACCUCCAACUUUUAUUCCGCAGCUCGGCGCACCUCUGACUCCUCCCGUCCAAGAAGCUCCUCAGUUCCCCACAGAAACAUCAGACGAAGAAUCAUCUGAGACUAGGAUCCCAUACUGGCCACAACUCCCGUGGCACUCUAGACCCGACUUGCCAUGGCCAGCCAGGUUAGCGAAACAAAAGAAACGAAAGACUGCGCCCAAGCAAUCAACGGUGGUUGAGCAAAAGGAUGUCCAACAAUCGGGCCAAAGUGACUCGACGGUUUCAAACACCGUUGACACUACUGAAGCUUCCGUGCCUCGCUCCGAGACUCCAUCCACAACACAAGCUCCCUCCGAACACGCUCCAUCGACAAAUCCCACGACGCCAUCUUCUUCCCAGGCAACUCUACAACCUGCGGUCAGCUCUGCAAAAUCUGCUCAUCGCCACGUGCCUCCUCCAAUCAUGCCAGCACUCCCAAGAGUUCAAGCCAAACAAUCACCAAUUUCUGCCGAAGCUAAGUCGGAUUCGCCCAAGGGGCCACCCCAAGAUAAAAAGCCAGAUUCAGAUGCAGUUGCCAAUGGACCAGACGUUCAAGCGCCGCAGGCUGAUGCUGAGGCUGCCACGGCUGAGCCAACUCCAGCACCAUCAGGGCCGAAAUCCUGGGCCAACCUUUUCAAGGGACCUACCCAAGCCACACGCCUUGAUACUGGCGUGUCAGGUUCUUCUACGACUGCUGCAGGCUUUGCGAAGUCGAACAACGAGUCAUUGGCUGACGCCCUCGUUUCUUUCAAUGCCAAUAUUCACAGCGGCAAAAUCUCAUUCCUCGAGCCGAGAGGCCUUGUUAAUACCGGCAAUAUGUGUUAUAUGAACUCUGUACUUCAAGUUUUAGUCUUCUGUGUGCCUUUUUACGAACUUCUUGAUCAAGUUGGCAAACGGGCGGCGCAUAGUUUUAAAAGCGAUACCCCAUUAAUCGACGCUAUGAUUAUGUUCAUGCGCGAAUUCCCUAUUAUCGAUUCAGCUGUGUCUGUGGAGAAACUUAGAAUGAGGUUGAAAGAUAAUGAGUUGGAAAAGUAUGGGGAUGCAUUUACACCAGAUUUUGUUUACGAGGUUAUCAGAACCUUACCAAGAUUUGCAUCAAUGAGGCGCGGGCAUCAGCAGGACACAGAGGAGUUUUUGGGGUUUUUGCUUGAAGGUCUUCACGAUGAAUGCGUACAGGUUAUGCAGUCUACCAGUUCCGUCGAUGGAUCACCAAUUGUGCCUUCAUCGCCCGCUGUGAGCCAGGCUGGCUCGGUUUUUGGAGAAGGCGCAAACGGAUGGCUGGAGGUUGGCCCAAAGCAAAAGGCUGCCAUCACAAGAUCCUCCGGCACAAGACUGGACUCACCAAUCACAAAGAUAUUCGGUGGCACCCUUCGCUCGGUGCUCCGUGUUCCCGGACUUAAGGAUUCCGUCACGAUGGAGCCAUACCAACCCCUCCAACUCGAUAUCCACCUCCCAUCCGUGCACAACAUCAUUGACGCCUUGAAGGGUCUAACGAAGCCAGAGACCAUCACCGGCGACUUCAAGUCCCCCCGCGGAUCCAACGUCACGGCCACAAAGCAAGUCUCGAUCGAAACGCUCCCGCCAAUGCUCAUCCUGCACCUCAAGCGCUUCCAAUACGACAACAGCGGCGGCACGCAGAAGAUCUGGAAGAAGGUUGGCUACCCCCUCGAGCUCGAGAUUCCCAAGGAGGUCUUCGCGCGACAGAAGCAAGGUGGUAUCCUCAACCACGGCGGCCUGCCUCGUUACCGUCUGACGGCCGUUGUGUACCACCACGGCAAGAACGCGAGCGGAGGCCACUACACGGUUGAUGUGAGGCGCCAGGACGGGCGCGAGUGGGUGCGUCUCGAUGAUACGGUGAUCCGUCGCGUUAAGUCUGAGGAUGUGGCUGAGGGUGGUAGCGAGGAGGACCCCAAGGUCCUGGCUGCGGCGCUGGAGGCGCACAACAGGGAUACGAUCCCCAUGGCGAACAUCUUCGCGGGGAUGAAGAUGGAUGAUGAGGACGAGGAGGCGAGCGAGUGGAAGCAGGUUAAUGGGGAGAAGGUGAAUGGAGCGGGGAAGAAGUGGGCGAGUGUUGCGAAUGGGGUUGCGGCGCCGGCGGGGAAGAAAACCGCGGCGGAGAAGUUUGGGAUUAAGGAUAAUAAGGUGGCGUAUCUGUUGUUUUACCAGAAAAUCGAAUGAGAGAGUGCGAUUUAGGUGAGCGAGCGGAGUGGCUUAGGAACGGAUGCGGGUGCGAGAGGGAGAGGAUGCGACCAGGAGAGAUGCGACUAGGAGAGAUGCGACCAGGAGAGAUGCGACCAGGAGAGAUGCGACCAGGAGAGAUGCGACCAGGAGGGAUGCGACCAGGAGGGAUGCGACCAGGAGACA
Molecule: messenger RNA, 3119 nt
Organism: Pseudogymnoascus destructans
Lineage: Eukaryota; Fungi; Ascomycota; Leotiomycetes; Thelebolales; Thelebolaceae
Exons: 5
Coding region: 282-2933 (883 amino acids)
Biological process (GO): protein deubiquitination
Cellular component (GO): cytosol; nucleus
Molecular function (GO): cysteine-type deubiquitinase activity; cysteine-type endopeptidase activity
Source: RefSeq, a predicted model, not a curated record